This is a messenger RNA of Triticum aestivum (bread wheat), 2361 nucleotides long. RefSeq lists its product as uncharacterized. The transcript has 4 exons. The record is from RefSeq and is a predicted model, not a curated record. The coding region runs from base 1192 to 2055 and encodes 287 amino acids. Lineage: Eukaryota; Viridiplantae; Streptophyta; Magnoliopsida; Poales; Poaceae.
UCCAGACUGAGCUAAUUUUUAUAUUCGGGCUUGUUAUUGAAGCUAGAUACUUGAGCAUAAUGUUUUGAAAUACAAGUUCAGGAUAGUUUUGAUUCACUCCGUUUUAGGAGAGAGUGUCAAUAGCAUGUUCAAUAAGACUGUGUCAAUUGUAUCGUAUGGCGAUUGAAGCUUAUUUUUAUGUGAAACUCUAAUGCUUGAUGGUUUUGUUUGUUAUGAUCUAUUUUUGCAAAAGUAUGGGGGCGCAGGUCUGUUCAUCCACCUGACAAAAGUGGAACAGAAAGUAGCAUAAACCCUGUUUGGGUUUUGCCCAUCUUUUUCCUCCAUCUAAGCUUUCUUGACAAGCAACUGCAUCUGUUUUUUGUGUAUCACUAGUAAUAAGCAUGAGUUUUUUGUGUAUCACUAGUAAUAAGCAUGAGUUUUUUGUGUAUCACUAGUAAUCGAGCUUGAGUUCUUUCUCAAUUGUUAUUUUCAUCUUAAUAUAGAUGUCGGACUUGUACAUUAACACAUUGCAUGGCGAUGAGAGGAGAAAGAAAAGGAAGAGGGCAGCUGCUGGAUUUUUUGUGUCGGUUGUCGCGAUAGUUCAACACACGUAUUGUCAGAGGAAGAUUAGAGAGCUUGAUGAUUUCAGUGAGGAUGAGGCGGAGAUUAGGAUUAGAAAGCAGAUGCUUAGAUCAAUUUAUCAGGGUUCUAACAAGCACUGUUUUGAUAGUUUGCGCCUAACUAAACGGUCCUUUGUGGACCUGUGCGCUAUCUUGCGUGAAAGAUGUGGUUUGGGGGACACAUUUUAUGUGUCGGUUGAAGAAUCAGUCACAAUGUUUCUGCUAGUGCUAAGCCAUGGGAUGAAAUACCGGUUAAUUGAAAGCACGUACAGAUGGGCACUCGAGACCAUCAGUAGGCAUUUCAAUGAGAUCUUAAGAGCUGUCCUUUCCUUGUCUCAUGAGUUUAUAAAGCUACCAACCCCUUCAGCUGAGCAGCCCGAGGAUAGUAGAUGGAAAUGGUUUCCAGAUGGGCUAGGAGCUUUAGAUGGCACACAUGUUGAUGUCCGUGUUUCCGCUCUCAAGCAAGGCAGAUACAGAAAUAGAAAGCAAGAUGUGACCACUAAUGUGCUUGGUGUUUGUGACCGGAAUAUGAAGUUUUUGUAUGUCUUAGCUGGAUGGGAAGGUUCUGCAUCUGAUUCACGAGUGUUGCGAGAUGCAAUGUCACGACAAGACGCUUUUAGAGUUCCACAUGGAAGAUAUGGAUGUGGAGAAGAAAGGAGGUAGAAACUACCUUACCUGGACGGAUGAAAUGGAUGAAGCAAUGCUGAAUGUGUUCGUGGAGCAUUACAAUAGAGGGGAUCGUGCUCAAAAUGGGUGGAAGCCACAUGUUUACACUGCAGUUGUCAAGAAUGUUCGAGCCAAGUGCAAUGUGGAUAUCACAAAGGAGAAUGUCAUAUCAAGGUGCAAGACUAUUGAUAGACACUAUGUCAAUGUCAGCAAGAUGUUGUCAACGAGUGGUUUUGGGUGGGAUUGGAUCCAUAACAAGCUUAUGGUUGAUAGUGAGGACGUGUGGAGCAACUAUGUCAAGGCAAACAAAGAUGCCGCAUGCUACAGGCACAAGGUCAUAAAGUUUUGGGACUCUAUCAGCCUUGUCUUCUCGAAGGAUCAUGCCACCGGAACCGGAGCCAGAACUGCUGGUGAAAGUGCAACGGAAAUGGCUGUAGAGAAUGUCAACAACAUCAACACUGAUUCUGCCGCAACAUCUUCAACCCAAACCGGCGAGGAACAGAAGAGGAAGAGAUAUCGAUCGGAUGACUCAAUUGCAUCUAUGCUUGGAGAGAAACUGGAUAAUUUUACCAGUGCCUACAAAGCUGAUAUCGCUCAAGUUGCUCCUCCUGAGAAACCCUCCUCUCCUGAAGAAAUACUUGACGCUCUCAAUGCAAUUGUGGGACUGGAUGAUGAUGGCUUGCUAGCAGCUUAUGAUAUCCUCAUAGCAGAUGACCGCAAGUUCAAGGCUCUUAUGGCGCUGCCUGAAAGGAUGAAGAAGAAAUGGAUCCUCAAGCAAAUCAACCAAUGAAGGAAAUAUUGGGUGAAGUGUGAUGUUGAACGAACAGAACAAAGAAAUGAAGAUCCUUGAGCAAUGAAAAUCUUUCUUGGAUGGUGCUAAUAAUGCAAAGAUUCAGUUUUUAUGUAACCUUGACUAGAUUAUGAUCAUUUGAUGUUGUUGUGAACCUUUGUCGUAUUGCAAAGAUUAACUUUUUACAAAGUCUCAUGUUUAAGUUAUAUGUAUUGGCAUGGUUCAGUUUAAUGCAAAACAUUGCCAUGUGUGAACAAACGAGCUGUCAAUGUUGGUGUUGGUACAGAUUUGUUCAUACUAUUUAUU